This is a messenger RNA of Saccharomyces cerevisiae S288C, 1764 nucleotides long. It is a transcript of the gene CST6, whose product is annotated as Cst6p. Gene Ontology annotation, molecular function: DNA-binding transcription activator activity, RNA polymerase II-specific; DNA-binding transcription factor activity; sequence-specific DNA binding. The transcript has a single exon. Gene Ontology annotation, biological process: regulation of DNA-templated transcription. Gene Ontology annotation, cellular component: nucleus. NCBI's taxonomy places the organism in Eukaryota, Fungi, Ascomycota, Saccharomycetes, Saccharomycetales, Saccharomycetaceae. The record is from RefSeq and is marked reviewed. The coding region runs from base 1 to 1764 and encodes 587 amino acids.
AUGUUUACUGGUCAGGAGUAUCAUUCCGUAGACUCUAAUUCCAACAAGCAAAAAGACAACAAUAAACGUGGUAUUGAUGACACAUCAAAGAUCUUGAAUAAUAAGAUACCGCACUCUGUUAGUGAUACUUCUGCCGCCGCCACCACCACUUCUACUAUGAACAAUUCUGCUUUAAGUAGAUCCUUAGAUCCUACUGACAUAAACUAUAGCACAAAUAUGGCUGGUGUGGUUGACCAAAUACAUGAUUAUACUACUUCCAAUAGAAAUUCUUUAACCCCACAAUAUUCUAUUGCAGCUGGAAACGUCAAUUCGCAUGAUCGGGUUGUUAAACCCAGCGCCAAUUCAAACUAUCAGCAGGCUGCAUACCUUCGACAACAGCAACAGCAGGAUCAGCGACAACAGUCACCCUCUAUGAAAACUGAAGAGGAAUCCCAACUCUACGGUGAUAUUCUGAUGAAUUCUGGUGUCGUACAGGAUAUGCAUCAGAAUCUGGCCACUCAUACAAAUCUGAGCCAACUGUCGUCUACCCGUAAGUCCGCUCCGAAUGAUUCUACUACAGCCCCGACUAAUGCGUCCAACAUCGCCAAUACGGCUUCUGUGAACAAGCAGAUGUAUUUCAUGAACAUGAAUAUGAAUAACAACCCACAUGCCUUGAACGAUCCAUCCAUCCUGGAAACAUUGUCGCCAUUUUUUCAACCUUUUGGUGUUGAUGUAGCACAUUUACCUAUGACGAAUCCACCAAUUUUCCAAAGUUCUUUGCCUGGAUGCGAUGAGCCAAUUAGAAGAAGAAGAAUAUCAAUCUCUAACGGUCAAAUAAGCCAGCUAGGCGAAGAUAUUGAAACUUUGGAAAACCUGCACAACACACAGCCGCCCCCGAUGCCCAAUUUUCACAAUUAUAAUGGUCUGAGCCAAACUAGGAAUGUAUCAAACAAGCCGGUCUUCAACCAAGCAGUGCCGGUUAGUAGUAUUCCACAAUACAAUGCAAAAAAAGUUAUUAAUCCCACGAAGGACUCCGCAUUGGGUGAUCAGAGCGUUAUUUACUCGAAAAGUCAGCAGCGAAAUUUUGUAAACGCGCCAUCAAAGAAUACUCCAGCGGAGAGUAUAAGUGAUUUGGAAGGCAUGACGACGUUUGCGCCAACUACUGGAGGUGAAAAUAGGGGCAAAUCUGCACUUAGGGAAUCUCACUCUAAUCCUAGCUUCACUCCAAAAUCUCAAGGAUCUCAUUUAAAUUUAGCGGCGAACACACAGGGAAAUCCAAUCCCUGGUACUACGGCAUGGAAGAGAGCAAGAUUGUUAGAAAGAAAUCGAAUUGCAGCUUCGAAAUGUAGACAAAGGAAAAAGGUUGCGCAGCUGCAGCUCCAAAAGGAAUUUAACGAAAUUAAAGACGAGAAUAGAAUUUUACUGAAAAAGUUAAAUUACUAUGAAAAACUAAUCUCUAAAUUCAAGAAAUUCUCCAAAAUUCAUUUACGUGAACAUGAAAAACUAAAUAAAGACUCAGAUAAUAAUGUUAAUGGCACUAAUAGUAGCAACAAAAAUGAAAGCAUGACUGUGGAUUCAUUAAAGAUCAUUGAAGAACUUUUAAUGAUCGAUUCAGACGUUACAGAAGUGGAUAAAGAUACUGGUAAGAUCAUAGCCAUCAAGCACGAGCCAUACUCUCAACGUUUCGGAAGCGAUACUGACGAUGACGAUAUAGAUCUCAAGCCCGUAGAAGGUGGUAAGGAUCCAGACAACCAAUCAUUACCCAAUUCUGAAAAGAUAAAAUAA